CUAAAGACGAAGUAUUUUCCUAUCAAUUUAUUUAUAUCUCAUGCCAAAAACUGAACUGCACGGCUAUCCAUUACGUUCGGAAAAUUGCUUGGUGAACUUAGAGUAUCAAUGCACUGAUUAUUAAUUCAAGACGUACGAUGGACGAUCCAUUCAAUGGCAAAUGCAUUAUAAAGUGCAACAAGAUAAUUGGCAGACAUUUGGUUGCAAAUAAAGAUAUUCAGGCAGGAGAAACGAUUUUAAAAGAGGAGCCGAUUAUUGUGUCACCUCUGUGGCAUUCAGAACCACGUUGUGCCAAUUGUUACCGGGAAACAUCUACAAUCUGCAAAACUUGCACCAUAUUUCCUUUAUGUUCCCAGUGUUCUUCACAUGAUCAGUUCGAUUGCACAUUUAUUAAAAAUCAAGAACUACCAGUCAAUUUUCUAGUGGAAAAUUUUGCUGUUUUUGCACCCUUAAAAGCAUUGCUAUACCUCGAGAAUGAAACCACACAGAAUCACCAUACUUUUCUUGAAAUGGAGUGUCAUACUGAAGAAAGGAAAAGGGAGCUCAUUUGGGAAUCCUAUAAGAGGACUGUGGUUGAACCUCUUCUCAAACAUUUGAAGGAAGCAUUUAGAAGGACACCAGUGAAUGAGGAGUUCAUACAAAAGAUAUGUGGAAUAUUCGAUGUCAAUGCAUUUGAAAUUAGAGGUCCAGAUGGUAUUGAUUGUUUGAGAGCUAUUUAUCCAAGUGCGGCUCUAAUGGCACAUAGCUGCAUUGCUAACACCUUAGUGUCAGUAGACGAUUCUUUUCAAAUAAAAAUUUAUGCUACAAGAUUAAUAAGGAAGGAUGAACUAAUACAUUAUAAUUACACAAACCCAUUACUGGGAACCGCCGAAAGAAGAAAGCAAUUGGCUUUGGGAAAAUAUUUUGUUUGUGAAUGCAAACGCUGCGCAGAUCCUACAGAACUUGGUACCCAUAUGAGCUCAAUAGCAUGUCUAAACUGUAAGAAACUUGUAUCACCCUCAGAAACCGAACAGUGGUCUUGCGCGAAUUGUUCAAGCACAGUUCUUGCUCACGAUGUGAAAGAACUCUUGAAAGAAAUGGAUACAGAAAUAAGGGAUGCUGCGGGGGAUCUACGGUUAAUGGAAAUGUUGCUAAUGCGCUACUUACCUAGACUUAAUCCGUCGCACUAUAUCAUCAUUGAUUUGAAACAGAAUAUUGCUUCUAUAUUAAGAGAUAUUUGCAUGGAUCCAAUGAGUAAACCCGGAAGAAAAGUGCUGGAGCGAAAAAUACAGUUGUGUGAUGAUAUUAUACCGGUGCUGACGGUUGUGGAGCCAGGGAUCUCUCGAUUGGUUGCAAUUGCACUCUAUGAAAAAUUCAUCCCUAUGUUGGAAUUGGCUAGAAGAGAAUAUGAGACAGCCGAAAUAGGAGAUGUUUUAUAUCUGGAUCGACUAUAUGUCGUUGAAAGUAUUCUGCGUACCGCCAUUGAAAUGUUACUUUACGAGCAAGUUCAAAGUGCAGAGGGAAGACUUUUGAAGAAAGCAUUACGUGAAAUGGGCAGCUUGCGGAAAACUAUUUCAUAUAUUCAAAAUAAAAUACGCAAUGAAUAAGAAACAAAUUUUUAAUAAUUAUACAAAAAAUGGCAAAUAAAAGACUUAUAAAAGAAAAUAAUUUAUGUGAAUGACAAUAUAAAUAUUUGAUGCUUUAAUAAAUGA
Messenger RNA from Hermetia illucens (black soldier fly), 1691 nucleotides. Its product is annotated as SET domain-containing protein SmydA-8-like. The record is from RefSeq and is a predicted model, not a curated record. Gene Ontology annotation, molecular function: protein binding. The transcript is spliced from 5 exons. NCBI's taxonomy places the organism in Eukaryota, Metazoa, Arthropoda, Insecta, Diptera, Stratiomyidae. The coding region runs from base 138 to 1586 and encodes 482 amino acids.